UUCACGCUUUACGGCACAAAAAAAUUUAAUGCGGAAGUGGGAAUGAUGUUGUGAAAAUGCAGUCUUUUUCAGGGAUAUAAACGUUCAAAAUGUGGAGUCAAUUGCUUUUUCCCCUAUCAGCCUUCUUCCUAGUGUUGUCUUUUAGUAUUUGCACAGGUCAAGAAGAAAAACCAGACCAAAAUUUUGACGACAAAAGAUGUAAAUGUACAUGUCCAUCCCUUACUGUGGUCAAUGAGACGGAAAAUAAUCGGAGAAUAUACAUAUCCACUGUGAAAUCAGAAGAUUGCAAAUGUGAAAAUGUGGUCAAUCCUCUUCCGAAAAGAAGCAAGGAGUUCUGUCCUCUCUGCAAAUGUAAAUAUGAAAUCAGAAAUACAACAACUAUAAAGGUUGUGGUGUUAAUCAUCAUCUGCAUUGUCUCAUUACUGGUUGUCUACAUGCUGUUCCUGCUGUGCUUGGAUCCCUUGAUGAACCGCCGCCCUAAGACUUAUCAAGAACAACAAAAUGAGGAGGUGAAUUUGGAAAAUCAAGCUCUCAUGACAUACAUAUCUGUCUCGGGCGAUGACCAGACCGUCACCCGAAGCACCCCUAGCACUGUCACGGGCGCCGUGGGCCGCAGUCGCAAGGCUAGUAAUCUCGUCAAUCGGGUCAAGGACACUCAAGAGAAGUGGAAAGGAACUGUGAAAGAACAGCGGAAACACAUCUACGAUACACAUACUAUGUUGAAUUAGAAAUAUUGACUCUGUGAGGCUUAGACCUUAUUGUAAAAUUUACUGGUUCCCAUUCUGUGAAUGCAAUCAUGAUUAUAAAUUUCGUUGUAUAGUCGGAUGUCGUUUCAAGUAUUAUGAGUUUACACCGUAAUAUAUUACUGUACAACUAAAACUUUGCUUCAUGGAUAAAUGUGUCCUAAAAGAAGACAAGUUUUGCUGGUGUAUUAAAAUUCCAGGCUUCUUGAGCCUUGUCUUUGUUUCCUUGUUAGGCCUGACUGUGUAGUGUCUUUCAUUUUCAUCAACAUCAAAAUUGUGCUUAAAUUUCUGUAGUAGUUGUAACGAAAAACAUUUCAUGCCUAGUUCUGUCAAUGUUUCUUUAUCUGUGUCCUGACGACUUGAAAUGCUUGGGAGGGUGGUACUGCAAGCAAAACUAUGCUGGACUCCAUUUACUUCCCAAGAUCAUCGCCAACAGCUAACUAAGUCUAUUCUAUGUUAAUGCAUUUUUCAUAUUAUUUAUUGAAUAUUAGAGAGAUAUCUGUAUUGUAUAUAGAUGCACAAUAGACUUUUUUUGUACAUUUGGUGUAAAUUUGGUGUAAAUAAAAAUCUGAUGUUAAUUGUCGAUUAA
This is a messenger RNA of Lineus longissimus, 1332 nucleotides long. RefSeq names its product proton-transporting V-type ATPase complex assembly regulator TMEM9-like. The coding region runs from base 90 to 728 and encodes 212 amino acids. The record is from RefSeq and is a predicted model, not a curated record. The transcript is spliced from 6 exons. Gene Ontology annotation, cellular component: lysosomal membrane. NCBI's taxonomy places the organism in Eukaryota, Metazoa, Nemertea, Pilidiophora, Heteronemertea, Lineidae.